Messenger RNA from Varanus komodoensis (Komodo dragon), 1517 nucleotides. RefSeq names its product C-X-C chemokine receptor type 3-2-like. The transcript is spliced from 2 exons. Gene Ontology annotation, cellular component: membrane. The record is from RefSeq and is a predicted model, not a curated record. Bases 8 to 1090 code for a protein of 360 amino acids. NCBI's taxonomy places the organism in Eukaryota, Metazoa, Chordata, Lepidosauria, Squamata, Varanidae. Gene Ontology annotation, molecular function: chemokine receptor activity. Gene Ontology annotation, biological process: immune response; G protein-coupled receptor signaling pathway; chemotaxis.
AGCGGCCAUGGCCACCACCUCUUUCUGGGACGUGGAUUAUGAGACCGGCAAGUCUCCCACUGGCUCCCUGGACAUCGACCCAGCCACAGCCCCCUGCAAGCAGGACGAGGUGGGCACGUUCGCACGCUACUUUGGCCCGGCCGUCUUCUCCGUGGCGUUCGUGGUGGGCUUGGCCGGCAACGGGCUGGUGCUGGCCGUCCUGGGCAGGCGCCGGUGCCCGUGGCCCUUUGCUGACGGCUUCCUCUUCCAGCUGGCUGUGGCCGACCUGCUGCUGGUCCUCAGCCUGCCCUUCUGGGCGACGCAGUUCACCCAGCCGUGGCCCUUCGGGGAGGCCCUCUGCAAGCUCCUGGGGGCCCUGUCCACCCUGAACGGCUACAGCACCGCCUUCCUCCUGGCCUGCCUGAGUGUGGAGCGCUGCCUGCUGAUCGGCCACCCCACGUGGCUGCACCGGCACGUGAGGCCUUCCCACGUGGGCCUGUGCUCGGCUCUGCUCUGGGGGCUCGCCCUGGGCCUGUCCUCGGUGGAGCUGCACUUCCGCAGCGUGGGCUACACCCCCCAGGCGGGGGCCGUCACCUGCCACCUGGGCUUCGGCGCCCGGGAGGCAGACUCCUGGCGGCUGGGGCUGCGCCUGGCCGCCUUCCUCGUGGGGUUCCUGCUGCCCCUCCUGGUGAUGGCGCUCUGCUACUGCCGGAUCGUGGCCAGGCUGCGCCGGGCCCAGCUGCCGCACAGGCGCCCGGCCGUGCGGCUGCUGGCGGCGAUCGUGGCGCUCUUUGCGCUCUCCUGGGGCCCGUACCACGGCUUCGUCCUGGUGGACAGCCUGGAGCGCCUGGGCCACUUGGCCCGCGACUGCGCCCGGGAGAAGGUGCUCGAUUUUGGGCUGCUGUUCACGGAAAGCCUGGGCCUGCUGCACUGCUGCCUCAACCCCGUGGUGUAUGCCUUUCUGGGGGCGAAGUUCCGGAGGGAGCUUUCCCGGCUGUCCCCAGGCCGGGGCGGGCACUGGAGCCCGAGGGACAGCCAAGCCUUGGAGGACUUCAGCCGAGCCACGGAGCCGAGCACGGCCCAGGCGGGGGACGGCUCCGUCAUGCUGUGAGGGCUGCCGCCGAAGGAAAGCCUUGGCUGAUGUGUGAAGGUCAGGUGGGCAGCUGGCUCUCUUGUGCUCGCCGGACGUCUUCCUUCCUUCCUCCCUCCCUCCCUUCCUUUUGGUCCUCACCAGGCAACAGGCGGAGCUGAGAUCCGCUCCUCACAUGCUCGGAACUCGUGUGGCUUCUUUGUGCAAAGGAGGCAAUGGCGCAAUUCUUCGUGCAUGAUGCACCAAGUUCCGCGUUCCCUUGCAGAAAAUAUGCAGAGCUGGAAUCCGCUUCCUGCCGAAUGCCCACGCAGAUGCUCCUUGUGAAAUGAACUAACUGGAGAGGAGAGAGAGGAGAGAGCGGGAACAUCCUUGCCAUUCUUAUUCUUAUGUAGGAUUCUUGUUCUAGCAUGUUACUGUAAUUGGGAAUUUAAAAAAAAGUCUCUUCCGA